This is a messenger RNA of Morone saxatilis (striped sea-bass), 2254 nucleotides long. RefSeq names its product NADH dehydrogenase [ubiquinone] flavoprotein 1, mitochondrial-like. Gene Ontology annotation, biological process: mitochondrial electron transport, NADH to ubiquinone. Gene Ontology annotation, molecular function: NADH dehydrogenase (ubiquinone) activity; FMN binding; 4 iron, 4 sulfur cluster binding. The transcript is spliced from 10 exons. Lineage: Eukaryota; Metazoa; Chordata; Actinopteri; Moronidae. Bases 1 to 1416 code for a protein of 471 amino acids. The record is from RefSeq and is a predicted model, not a curated record.
AUGCUACCUGGGCGGAUGCUGUGGGGAGCUGUGGUGCGUCAGGUCGCUCCGCGUCUGACCUACAGCACUGCAGCACAGCCACAGGUGAAGCAAAGUAAGACCAAAUUUGGGCCUCUGAGUGACCAAGACCGGAUAUUCACUAACUUAUAUGGACGUCAUGACUGGAGACUCAAGGGAUCUCUCAAACGAGGAGACUGGUACAAGACUAAGGAAAUCAUACUGAAGGGAUCAGACUGGAUCCUAAAUGAGGUGAAAAUCUCCGGGCUCCGAGGCAGAGGAGGAGCGGGCUUCCCCACCGGCAUGAAGUGGAGCUUCAUGAACAAACCCAGCGAUGGCAGACCUAAGUACCUGGUGGUGAAUGCUGAUGAAGGGGAGCCUGGGACAUGUAAGGACCGCGAGAUAAUGCGUCAUGACCCCCAUAAGCUAAUAGAAGGCUGCCUGGUCGCUGGGAGAGCCAUGGGCGCUCGUGCUGCGUACAUUUACAUCAGAGGAGAGUUUUACAACGAGUCAUCAAAUCUACAGGUGGCUAUUAAUGAGGCAUACAAGGCAGGGCUGAUAGGGAAGAACGCCUGUGGCUCGGGCUAUGACUUUGAUGUGUUUGUGAUGCGGGGAGCCGGAGCCUACAUAUGCGGGGAGGAGACGGCCCUCAUCGAGUCUCUUGAGGGCAAACAAGGGAAACCCCGACUCAAGCCGCCAUUCCCUGCAGACAUAGGGGUGUUUGGAUGCCCGACAACAGUUUCCAAUGUGGAGACAGUUGCUGUGGCGCCUGAGAUCUGUCGUCGAGGCGGUGCUUGGUUCGCCAGCUUUGGGAGAGAGAGGAACUCUGGGACAAAGCUGUUCAACAUCUCCGGUCAUGUGAACACACCGUGCACGGUGGAGGAAGAGAUGUCUAUUCCGCUGAGGGAGCUAAUAGAGAGACACGCAGGAGGAGUGAGGGGCGGCUGGGACAAUCUAUUAGGAGUGAUCCCAGGGGGGUCCUCCACUCCCAUCAUCCCUCGCCAUGUGUGCGAUGACGUUUUAAUGGAUUUCGAUGACCUGGUCCGAGCAGAGACUGCACUGGGAACUGCAGCUGUCAUAGUUAUGGAUAAAUCGACUGAUGUGAUUCGAGCCAUCGCCCGUUUGGUUGAGUUCUACAAACAUGAGAGCUGUGGCCAGUGCACCCCCUGCAGAGAGGGAGUUGACUGGAUGGAUAAAAUGAUGUGGAGGUUUGUUCGAGGAGAAGCAGCAGUUUCAGAGAUUGACAUGAUCUGGGAGCUAAGCAAGCAGAUUGAGGGACACACCAUCUGUGCCCUGGGAGACGGAGCUGCUUGGCCUGUGCAGGGACUGAUUCGCCACUUCCGGCCAAUCAUGGAGAGCCGCAUCGCUCAGUACAACAAGAAAAACCCUCCGAGAGAGCCAGAGAUUGAGAUGGUCUGAACUCUGCAGUGUCCAUAUCAGCAUUCAGUCCUUCCUAACAGCAUUAGUAGCUCAUCAUGCUAUACUGCUUUGUGUACAUUAUUUUUAACAUAGUUUUUAAAUGUGAUAUUUGUUCAUAUUAAGAAUGCACAGUCCAGGUUGUAUUGCUUUAAUGAAAUUGGUUCAAAGUUAUCAUUACAAAACCGUCACAGGCAACAUGUUUUUCAUGGGUUUUCACGCGUGGAUGAGUGGUCUAUUUUUAAAAUAUAAAUGCUGAAGCUGAAGUCGGCCACUUAAUCCACGAUUUACUUUGGCAGGCAGAACUGUUGACAGCUAAUUGGCAGAUGUGACCAACUUGAUUAGCGAUGAUCACUUCUGCCAAGUGUGGCAGAACACACUUUAAUAAGGAAAACACGUUACAAGGAAUCACAAGCUCAAACACAGCAAUAAAUUAAGUUUAUUUAUUUCAUAAAAGCAUGAAAUAAAUUCAAUAGUUUUACUACAUAUUAGUCCAAUAUGAUCUGUACAAAAAGACCAGAAUAGAAAAGGAUGGUGUCACUGACUUUGACAGGGAAAAGGGAACGUUAAGGGAGUGACAAAGUAGGAAAAUCUGUACUUAAGAGAUGGGGAUAAAAUGAGAAGUAGUCAUUGAUGUACAACAUCAUUGCCUCGUGAUACUGUUUUUACAAAGACACUAUAUUCAAACACUUCACCUGGCAUGUGUUUUUAAUCCAUUCCAAAUAAAACUGUAGGCAGAAUAUCGCUCAUCUGACCAUCUAUACAUCCACAAAAUAGUUUGGAAUAUCAGUCCUGCAAAUGUUCAUUUUCAAACUAUAAUGUGUGCACCAAAAAAAAAAAA